Messenger RNA from Elaeis guineensis (African oil palm), 2756 nucleotides. RefSeq names its product amino acid transporter AVT6A. NCBI's taxonomy places the organism in Eukaryota, Viridiplantae, Streptophyta, Magnoliopsida, Arecales, Arecaceae. Gene Ontology annotation, cellular component: membrane. The record is from RefSeq and is a predicted model, not a curated record. Gene Ontology annotation, biological process: amino acid transmembrane transport. Gene Ontology annotation, molecular function: L-amino acid transmembrane transporter activity.
GAGCUCGGCGAACACGCAGCAUUGUUGUCCUUUUCUGUGAUUUUUUAAGAAAAGAGUUUUUUUGUAUCUAUUUUUACAUAACCUCAUCAGACAUUAAUUAUUAUCUCUCUGCUAUGAUUGUAGUGGACUCUCAAGCCACAGGAAAUAGUAUCAGAUUCUGACCCCCUUCUCCCUCUCAGCCUCUCCCUUCUGCUCUCCUCCUCCCUCCCCUCUCCGUAAUCCAUCAUCUCGUUUCAAACAGAGCUCGAUCUGGGCGUCCAUGGAGGUCUGAAACCAGUAAAAAUCUCGUCUUUCCUUCCCCAGGUUGAUAGAAUUAUCGUCAAUCGGCGUUUUCCCACCGGGUUCCGGGUCAAAUCCGAUGUAAGAACGGUCAGAAACUUGAACGACACGCCUUGUUUAUAGAUCGGAGAAGAGGAAGGAAGGCUGUUGCUUUCUUCUUCUUCCUUCUUCUUUGAAGAUUUUUUUUUUUUUCAAAAAAUUUUUUGUUUUGCUACAUUAGCUUCGGAUAUUUUAAGAUAGGUUGUUUUAGGAGUGCAAAGUCUUCGUGUUUUUUUGGGAGAUUUUUGGUUUUAUUCAGCUGAUUUUACCUUCAAAAUCUCCAAACUCGUUACCAUCCCCCCUCCAAUUAAAUUCGAGAUCGAUAAAGUCACAAACUUCUCGGAAUUUUAGUCUGCGACUCCGCAUAGAUCAAAACUCUUCAGCUUUCAGCCCAAAAAUAUCCUCACAUCCAUUUUGAUUGGGAAACAUCUGGCUGGUUUGGAUUUAGAUCUUAAUUCCAGCAAGUGAUCUUUCUGAGCUUUUCCGUUAUAUUCCUUGCUUCCUAGAAUCUUUAGUUAACUUCAGAAGUUGGAUUCCGAUCAUUUGAAUCUAAAACCGCACGAUUGCACUUUGAAGUAAAUAAAGAUGACCAUCGGAAGCUUUUCCCCGGCCGAACACAAGGGAAGAGGAAAGAACAAAGAGAUUCUUGACGAGAAUGCUCCUCUUCUACCAACCCAACACGAGGUAAAUGGAGGAUUUGAUGAGUUUAAUGGAGCAUCUUUUGCUGGGGCUGUGUUCAACCUAUCCACGACCAUUGUGGGAGCUGGAAUCAUGGCCCUCCCUGCCACCAUGAAAGUCUUAGGCCUGGUGCCUGGAAUUGUCCUCAUCAUAUUCUUUGCUUUCCUCACCGAGGCCUCGAUCGAUAUGUUGAUCAGGUUCAGCCGGGCAGGGAAAACGAUCUCCUAUGCAGGAGUUAUGGGGGAUGCAUUUGGAAAAAUUGGGAAGAUGCUGCUUCAGAUCUGUGUGGUCAUAAAUAAUAUCGGCGUGAUGAUCGUCUACAUGAUAAUUAUUGGUGACGUGGUUUCCGGAACAUCUUCUGGUGGAGUUCACCAUUCUGGCAUUUUGGAAGGAUGGUUUGGGGAUCACUGGUGGAAUGGUCGCUUUUUCGUUCUCCUGGUCACUACUCUUGUAAUUUUUGCUCCAUUGGCAUGUUUCAAGCAUAUAGAUUCAUUAAGAUUCACAUCUGCUUUAUCAGUUGCACUAGCAGUAGUUUUUGUUGUAAUUACUGCUGGGAUAGCUAUCGUAAAAUUGCUGAGCGGAACCAUUUCCAUGCCCAAGUUGUUUCCAGAUAUACCUAAUCUGGUAUCUAUUUGGAACCUCUUCACAGUGGUCCCUGUUCUCGUAACUGCAUAUAUCUGCCAUUACAAUGUUCACACCAUAGACAAUGAGCUUGAAGACUCCUCCCAGAUCAAGCCCAUUGUACAGACAUCACUGGCGCUCUGCUCUACUGUCUACAUUACAACAAGCUUCUUCGGUUUCCUCCUCUUUGGUGAAUCCACUCUUGAUGACGUGCUCGCCAACUUCGACUCCAACCUUGGUAUCCCAUACAGCUCUGUGCUCAAUGAUGCUGUCCGAGUGAGCUAUGCCAUCCACCUUAUGCUUGUAUUCCCCAUCAUCUUCCAUGCACUCCGGCUCAACUUGGAUGGCCUUCUCUUUCCUUCAGCAAGGCCUUUGGCUUCUGACAAUCGGAGGUUUGCACUAAUUUCAGUGGUGCUUCUCUUGGUUAUUUUCGUGGCAGCAAAUUUCAUUCCCAGCAUUUGGGAUGCCUUUCAAUUUACUGGUGCAACAGCCGCUGUCUGCAUUGGAUUUAUCUUCCCUGCUGCCAUUACCCUCAGGGAUUCCCAUGGUAUAGCGACCAAGUGGGAUAAGAUCUUAUCUGUUUUCAUGAUUGUCCUUGCUGUGCUGUCAAAUGCAAUAGCUAUAUACAGUGAUGCCUACUCGCUCUUCCAUAAGGAAAAGGCCUCGCCUCAGUCUUAAGCUCUGUGAUCCUCGGUAUUAAGGAAGUACAACAGUGGUGUCUCAUGUCUGCUGUGAAUAUGUAGGUUGGUAAAAUUGGUUAAUAGAGCACCAACCUGUGCAGGCAUGAUCAAAGUUUGUUCUGUUCGAUAAUUUAAAGCAACCCGACAUAAUUUGAGCCACAUGCUUUGAACGAUAUGCACACAUCUAUGUGGAGAGAUUCAUGUAUCAGAGGUUAUUGCACAAUAUGCCGUUGUUACGAAGGGUGAAAUUGGAGUUGCGAGUUGUAAAUUAUUGAAUCGGUUGUAAGUCGGUCAAUCUGUAUACUUGAACCAUGCCUUUUCCUUGGCUGUGUAGGCUCCUGUUUUGUGUGUUACAAAAUAUUCGGUGCAAAAUUGUUUUGUCAAUAAUUUCAGUGUGAUAUGAUUUGCUCAAAGCAAAGUUUCUUGACAUAAUUAAAAUUGCAAUGAGGUAUUUUUUGA